Molecule: messenger RNA, 3012 nt
Organism: Corythoichthys intestinalis (scribbled pipefish)
Lineage: Eukaryota; Metazoa; Chordata; Actinopteri; Syngnathiformes; Syngnathidae
Product: glutamine-dependent NAD(+) synthetase-like
Exons: 21
Coding region: 177-2288 (703 amino acids)
Biological process (GO): NAD+ biosynthetic process
Cellular component (GO): cytoplasm
Molecular function (GO): NAD+ synthase (glutamine-hydrolyzing) activity; ATP binding; glutaminase activity
Source: RefSeq, a predicted model, not a curated record
CCACAUAUGAUAUCUAUGUAAACAAGCGACGGCUACGCGUUGGGCAAUGCGCACUUUGCGCAGUGGACGUCGCAGGUCUUUCAUUGAAACGCACUUAUAAAUUAGCACUGAAACGUAUUUAAUCGUUGUGCGCACUAAAAGAAGAGGGGCGUCGCAUACUUGUUAGUAACAAGAGAAUGGGGCGGAAAGUCAUUCUUGCCACGUGUUCGUUGAAUCAAUGGGCGUUGGACUUUGACGGCAACUUUGAGAGAAUACUGAAAAGUAUUGAGAUCGCUAAAGAAAAUGGAGCCAAAUACAGACUGGGCCCAGAGCUGGAAAUAUGUGGAUAUGGAUGUGCAGACCACUUUCAUGAAUCGGAUACAUUGUUACACUCUCUUGAAGUUCUCAAGAAACUUCUAGUAUCUCCCAUCACUGAGGACAUCAUCUGCGACGUGGGGAUGCCCAUCAUGCAUCGCAAUGUGCGUUACAACUGCCGGGUGAUAUUUCUCAACAGGCAGAUUCUACUGAUUCGACCAAAGAAGUUGAUGGCGAACCACGGCAUGUACAGAGAGAUGCGCUGGUUUGCACCUUGGACAAAGUUUCGGACUGUAGAGGAGUACUUCCUGCCAAGAAUGAUCCAGCAGGUUACAGGGCAGGAUAUAGUCCCAUUUGGAGACUGUGUGCUCUCUACCAAGGAUACCUGUAUUGGUACAGAGAUGUGUGAAGAGUUAUGGUGUCCUUCUAGCCCUCAUAGUCAGAUGGGCCUUGAUGGGGUGGAAAUUUUUACAAAUUCCUCUGCAAGCCAUCAUGAGCUCUGCAAGGCUGACCAAAGACUCAACUUGAUCAAGUCAGCCACCACAAAGAGUGGAGGCAUCUACCUAUAUGCAAAUCAGAGGGGGUGUGACGGAGACAGACUGUAUUAUGAUGGCUGUGCCAUGGUGGCUAUCAAUGGGGACCUUGUGGCGCAUGGAGCACAGUUUUCCUUGAAUGAUGUGGAGGUGAUAACGGCCACUUUGGACUUGGAGGAUGUGCGUUGUUAUAGAGGAGAGACGUGUCAGCUGCAGAUGGGGAGUGAAUCCAAACCCUGCCAUAGGAUCAAAGUAGACUUUUCUCUGUCCAGUCAUGAUGAUAUCUGCCUGCCCACCUACCAACCGAUGACAUGGCACUUGCAUAGCCCAGAGGAAGAAAUCAGCCUCGGGCCUGCCUGCUGGCUGUGGGAUUACCUAAGGAGGAGUGGACAGGCUGGCUUUCUGUUGCCUUUGAGUGGAGGUGUUGAUAGCUCAGCUGUUGCAUGCAUUGUCUACUCUAUGUGCGUACUGGUCUGCCAGGCUAUAGAAAAUGGCAAUAAACAAGUACUGCAAGAUGUUCGCAGGUUAGUUGGUGAUGACAACUACUUUCCUCAGCAGCCAAGGGAGCUCUGUGGUUUGAUUUUUACUACAUGCUACAUGAGCAGUGAAAACUCUUCAGUGGAUACUUUCAACCGUGCCAAGGAGUUGGCAGGACAAAUUGGGAGCACACAUAUGAAUGUAAAUAUAGGCGUGGUGGUAAAAGGCAUUCUGGGUAUUUUCUCAAUGGUUACUGGGAGGUGGCCUCAAUUCAGUGCCAAUGGAGGAAGCCACAGGGAAAACUUAGCGCUACAGAAUGUACAGGCUAGGGUGAGGAUGGUCCUGGCUUACUUGUUCGCACAACUUAGUCUGUGGAGUCGAGGAAAACCAGGAGGCUUGCUGGUGCUGGGUUCUGCCAAUGUAGAUGAGAGUCUUACAGGUUAUUUUACAAAGUAUGACUGCUCCAGUGCUGAUAUCAAUCCAAUUGGAGGGAUUAGCAAAAAUGACCUCAAGGGCUUUCUACUAUACUGUGUUGGGCAAUUCCAGCUCACAGCUCUGACAAGCAUCCUGGCUGCUCCACCAACGGCUGAACUUGAGCCUCUGACUGAUGGACAGGUGUCGCAGACAGAUGAGGCUGACAUGGGAAUGACCUACUCUGAAUUGUCAGUCAUUGGACGACUAAGGAAAAUCUCAAAAUGUGGACCUUUCAGUAUGUUUUGUAAACUCGUUCACACGUGGAAGGAUGUGCUGUCACCCUCAGAGGUUGCAUAUAAGGUUAAGCACUUCUUCAGGAUGUACUCGGUGAACCGCCAUAAGAUGACAACAGUGACUCCAUCCUACCAUGCUGAGAGCUAUAGCCCUGACGACAAUCGCUUUGACCUCCGGCCGUUCCUCUACAACACACUCUGGAGCUGGCAAUUUCGGUCUAUUGACAGUCAGGUAUCACAUAUCACAGCAAAGCCAAACUGUCCAGUGUCCGAUUAACAUCUGUGCAAGACCAAACACUGCAAAUGUGUUGAUUUUUUUUUUUCUUUUUUUAAUGAAAACGCCACCAUAUGUAUACAUACCUGUUGUACGGUUUCGGCGUAAUUGGUACAAGUGGGCACUGAUUUUUAAAUGUGUACGCUGUACGUUCAAAAUCUGUAUGGUUUUCGUGCAUUUCGUUGUUUUUUUUCUGUGUUCGGAUUUUGUCACCGUUUCGACAAUGAGACAUUGUGUUUUACUAUGCAUUACUAUGUUGAUUGAAUGACGUGAGAAAAGUCAGAGACACAGAGAGAGAAGAGUGUUGUGACGCUGUUGCAAACGCGAUGCUAGGCUAGGUGGCUCCAAUAUUUUCCUGACUGUAGCCGACAGCCUACACCCAACAGUCUACGCCCACUUUUAUUCUGCCAAUUUGUUGCCAAACACAAUUUGCCUGCAACUAUUGCUGAUCACUUCUCAGAAUUAGCAAAAGAAAUGUUACCUGACUCAAAGAUUGCAUCGCAAGUUCAUUUUAUCAAUUGACCAUUUUAAUUUAUCAUUGGACACACUAACUACCUUGAAGUCAAACUGAAUUGCGAGCUUAAGUGCAGCCAUCAAAAGACAUGAUAGAAAUUGCCAAAAGUCCCUGUUAAUUUUUAGUAAUCAUGAUGUAGCUGAAGAUAUUGUUCUUUGAUUGCACCAGGUUAUAUGUAACAAUAUUACCAAUAAAUUCAUGUUAUUUUAAAAA